AUGGCUUCCACUCGUGCUAAGGGAUCCCUUGCUAUCAAUGGGGGUACAGCAUCUCUCCCAAUCCUGCGGGAGACGGUGAACACCGUCUCUCAGGAGUGCCCGACUCGUCUCGGGCUUACGGCAAAUGAAAUCCAGGCUAAAUCACCCACACUGGAUGUCUUUUUCGACACUAUUGCUGCCGAACGGCUUCGGCGCAUGCCCCCCGAUGGGAGUCGCCUUGAUGGGGCUUUGCGGCGCGCCUCUCGGCUGGCCGUUGCCGUCGGCUCCCUGCGGGACUCGGUCUACAGCUUCAUGGACGGGGCUGAGGAGGCCACCAAACUGAUUUGGGGAACCAACCUCCUCUUUCUCGAGAUGGGGAUUGAUCAUAUCGAUAUCCUUGAGAGCCUGUACGGCCGCUACGGUCGUGUCACUUUGGGCAUUUCCUUGUUGCUUCAGCAGGAGACUUUCUUCCCGGUUUCACGGCCCCUCCAGCAGCAGGUCGCGGAAAUCUAUGCCCACCUGUUGGAGCUAGUUGUUCACAUCACCUCGGAGUAUCGUCAGGCUACACGGACCCAGCAAUGGCAGACGAUGAGUACUGCUGUGGACGCCGCCUUCUUCCGCUAUACGAAUCGGUUCAUAACCCACUGGCGGCAAAUUUUUGCUCAUGUCCUCGAGUCUGGCACAGCCAAGCAGCACACUACCGUGGACCUCCCCGCUAUCUAUCAGUUCUUGGAGCUUCAGGACCGUCCGCUCCAGAUGUUGCUCGAAGGUCAUAGCCAUUCCUUGGCUGACGGCUCAUUCACCUGGUUCGAGCCCCAUUUGACCACUUUUGCCAUGGGACGGCGCAGCAUGAUGAUGAUCCGGGGUAAUCCGGGCUGUGGAAAGAGUGCCUUGGCUCAGUGGACCGUUGAAAGACUGCAAGCGUCCUCGGAGUAUGAUAUCUGGAAUGUCAUACCUAUCGUCAUUCGGUCGGACGUCCCAAUCUCGACAUUGACGCUCAGUAUCCUCAAAGGAAUUCUGAUCCAGAUGCUUGAUCAUUGCGUGAGCAGCCGUAAGACCCAGGACGCCAUCCUCGCGGCUGUCACCGGUGCUAUGGAAAUGGCCACAUCCGGCGCUUCCGAUCCCCAGGUGGAAGGUCAGCUGUGGGCAGCCAUCAGGACCGCAAUCCAGUCCAACCUCCACUUCAUGCUAGUGGUCGAUGGGUUCGAUCAAAUGAAACAUGCGGAGACCACUGUCAGCGCGUUCCUCGGCUUGCUUCAGGAUACUGUCGCGAAUACCCCAUCGAAACUGAUCAUCUUCAGCCGACCAAUGUCGACUGACCUGCUCCCUAUUCGGGAGACAAUUAAUACGCACCAGAUUGCAAUGAACACAGCCACGACUCACCAGGAUCUCCAAGAAGCUGUGACAGAUAUUAUGUUGUCAGACUCCUCUUUCUCGGGGCUAGAGCCAUCCCAGCGGGAAUCCCUGACUACGUCUAUCGUCAACCGCUCCCAAGGAUGUUUCGUGUGGGCACAGCUUGCCGCUGAGGCAGUGCGCCACCAGACCACAUACAAUGAAAUGACAACAGCUGUUCACAGAAUGCCCAACACGUUAGGUGACCUUAUUGACUACCACCUGCGCAAUAUAAACCUCAACCGUCUUGGUACGCAAAGCCUACUUGCUUGGUUAGUCGCCAGUGAGCGGCCAUUGCGCAUUCCAGAGGUUGAGCAGCUGUUGUCUGUUGACCUGAAGACGCUCAAGGUUUCAGCUCGUCCACCGAAUGUGGAGCGUGAUGUCUUCCAGCCUCUUGGGCGGCUGAUCUCCGUGCGUGAUGGCUUCGUUUCUUUCCGCCAUCCCAUGGUCCGUGAGCACCUCCAGGCUAGAGCCCAGAUGCGCCAGGAACUUCCAUUCUCUUUGGCAGACGCACACUACGAUCUUUUGAUCCGCUGCCUGGCCUGGGUGCGUCGCUCGGUAUCCGACGAGAUCUCUGUCUCUUGGGACAAAAUGAGUGUUGAGGUCCGUGACCGCUACCUGGACGCCUAUGUGCUUCUUGAAUAUACUGCCCGGUACUGGCUUGCCCACAUGCUAUCUUCUCCGAUGGCCUCCUCCGACCGCGAGCUCUCAUUCCCAACCGCCUUCCGGCGCUCUCUACCUGACACUGUGUUAUUCGCACAGCUGGAGCUCACCAAUCGUGAGUCGCAAUUCAGUCGGUCAAGCAUUGUUGAAUUGUAUCGACUGUCAGUUGGGGUCCGCCGUGUCGUGCUAGGAAGUGACUCUCCGGCAGUCCUACAAAGCCUGAUCCUUAGUGCUCGGGCGUCUGAGAAGGCGCGUACAUCCUGGGCCAAUGAUCACCUCUACCAGGCUUGGACGGUGAGCCGAAGUCAGCUUGGAACUAGCAGCAAAAUUACCCAGGAGCUGGAGCAGAUGCUUGUGUCCUCGCCGGCCGCCGGUCGCCUGACUGGUGGAGGAAGCAAGUCUGUCACAUUGAGGGAAAUGACAAUGACCGGUUGGGGCAAGUCCGACAUUAGCUUCCCCCAGCGGCUUCAGUAUCUUGAUCGACUUGUCAACAUGUAUCAAGAGAAUAACCAGAAUGAUGAGGCAUAUAAAGUUUCCAAGGACUUUUACCGCCAGACUGUGAAGACCUACGGUGCUCACUCGUCGGAGACCAUGCAAGCCGCUGAAUUCCUUACGAAACACUUCGACAUCGCACCUCCCGACGAGCUAGCUUUGGAAUUGGCCAGCAACAAGUAUGAGAACAUGCUUCGCUCCAUGGAUGCAACCGACCCGCGCCGGGUGGCUUACUCACUCUAUCUGGCUCAACUGUAUGAGCAAAAUGGUCAAGUGUCCAAAUCCGAGACCGUGCUGUCCCGACUCUGGACAGGACUGUCGGCUCGCGAGGCUGAUUCUAAAACUUCCUGGGAUCAGAAGACCAAGGUUGCUUUCUACUACUCGCAGUUCCUGCGUCGUCAGGGUCAAUCCGACCGGGCCACGUCCAUCCUCCGUGAACUCUCGGCCGACUUGGAAGCAGAGGGCGGCGUCAAAUCUCCGGAAAUGCUAAAGCGGGCGGAGGAGCUGCGGGGCGAAGCGCGCGAAAUGAAUCUGACCGAUAUGGACCGCGCACUCGCGUUGGAGAUGUGGAAGUACUACCAGUCAUCUGGUCAAGUGUACUCUUCUCAGGCAGUGUCAUUGGCCGAGUCACUUACCGAGGGUAUGAUUCCCAGUCAGGAUGCCACCACGACUGAAACCGAAUACAUUAUGUCGGGAUUAUCUCCCGAAGACCAGGAGCUUCUACCCGGCUGGAUAGACAGCCUGGCCUCUGCAGGUGAUACCCGCAACAUGAAGUCCAUAAUGAUGCUUUGUCACCAGUUGUCUACUCGUUGUAUCCGGGAGGAGGAGUGGCGCAAGGGCUCAGACUAUCCCUGGGCUGUGCUUAAGCAUGCCUGGCCUGAUGUCGAGGAUGCCCAAACGAGGGCCAAAUUCUCGUCAGAUCUUUCCCCACUGAUGUCCAGUCUUGCCCUCGACUACGCCUACUGUAUCUUCCGUCGCUUGGAUGUUAAGAGAGCCACCAUUGUCUACGGCAAUGCGUUUAAGGCUUCGAUCACCGCGGACCAAGUUGCUGUGCCAGCCGUCACUACAGUGACGAAGACAGUGGUCGAGUUCUACGAGACCACAUUCCAGUUUGACAAGGCGUUGAUCCUCCUGCGACAAGUGAGCGAGUUCUUUGCCUCGCGUUUAGGUGCGCAUGACAAGCACACGCUGGACAGCCGCUAUUAUGAGGCCGACCUCGCUUUGCGUCUGGACCGGCGUACCGAGGCAGAAGAGAGCUAUCGUCAUAUCUACAAGGCUUGUGUCCGUGAAGGCAGGAUCUCUUCUUCCGGUGUUCGCGCGGCUGUGGCUCUAGCAAACCUUUACGAGCAGGACAAGAAAUGGGAUGCUGCACUCGAUGUCUAUCGACACUUGUGGCCCACACUGGUGCACUUUGAUGAAAAGGACGGCUAUGACCGUGCUUUGCAGGAAGGAUUGCUUCCCAAGACUUAUUCUGGGUACAUGGCAAUUCUUGAGAGCACAUCUGGUCAAGCGGGCUAUGAGGAGCGUUACCAAGUCGCAUCCCAGCACCAGCAGCUGUGUCGUAAGCUGUAUGGACCGACCAGUCACCGUACUCGGGACGCAACCAUGUAUCUCGCAGCGCUCUGCGCUAGCAGCGACCGGCAUAGUAGCGAGGCUAUUGACUUGUACCGACAGGUGCUCAAGACCAGCGACUGGGUGUCUUCCACGGAGGCGUCACGCUCUCUGCCUGACAUGACACAGCCGCUGCCCAUGGACAUCAAGCAUCGCAUGGCCCAGCUUCAUUUGCGCAACAAGGAUACGUCGCAACAAGCUCGUGCGUUGUAUCUCGAAGAGCUGGCACUCUCCAAGCAGCAACAAGGCCUUUCCGCGCCCACCACGCUCAUGUGGUUACGUGAGAUUGCUCGCAUGUACUCUCUACAAGAUAACAUCGAAUCUCGUCGGAGAGGUGCCGAUCUGCUGAAUGAACACGUCGACGAGGUCGUCCACGUUACUGCCAACCAUGACGCUCUGGUGUAUCGUGCCCGCCGUCUGGCAGAGAUUUACCUGGAGUGUGGAUACAACACCGAGGGCUGGGCGCUUAUCGACAGUUUGCACCAGCAGGUCAUUCACGACACCCCCGCGGCACAGCGGAAGAAUCUCGAGGAGUACCGACCGGCUUUAUUCGUGGCAUCUUUCGAAGAGGUCUUUGGCCGAACACGCACCUCGCGCCAGAUCCUGGACGACCUGUCUAGCGAAGGCGAGGUGUACAGCGUCUUCCAGCAGAGCCUGGCUGGGCAUGAUCUCAUGCCCACCCUUGCAGCCGGCGAGAGAUUGCAUCGCUUGCAGACGGACCAGAAGCGCAGCGCAGCCGCGCAGGGCACACAAAAUAAGCUGUACGAUUUCUUUUGCAACACGCUUUCUGUUUCUCAGCAAGCCCGGAAGAAGGAUGCCGUGUAUCAGUUCUAUUCCUUGUGCCGGCGCGAGUCAUUACAUGAUGACUACAAUCUCAAUAUUAUCACCCAAACCACCAGCAUUGUCCGGGAUCUAUGCAACCAGUCGAGAUUCCAGGAAGCCACUGAUGUGACGGGUGUCUUCCAUUCCUUCGUCCAUCUGACCGAUGGACUCCGCUCGACGGAGAGCAUCUUCACCGCGAUCAAGCUGUGCUUGUACCUCUGCGGCUACCAGGUGAACAAGUGCACUGAGACUACCACGGCGAACGCAAUGUCCCUGGAGUCGAAGACACUUCUCCAGGAGGUCAUGAACAAUGCAAGGGAUGUCCCGAUGGAGUUCUCGGAACUUCCAUUUGAGGAGCUCAACGAUCUGGUGACAGUGCUGGGAGAACACGAGAUGUUCGAAGACCUCGAGGCUAUUCUCACCGAUCUCUGGACCUCUCGGAUUGUUCAAAAGACCUGGACGCUGCCCGCAGUUGUCUGGAUUGGCCGGCGUCUGGUAGAGACUCGGUUCUGCCGAGGCCAUGUCACGGCCGCCACGACGCUGGGCAAGGACAUUUGCUACAACCUGCGCCAGGUCUGGGGCAACUCCGACCCCGUCACUCUCGAAAUGAACAAGCUGCUCUCCGGACUGUACACGGCGUCCGGAAACAACCUUGCUGCGGCUGCUCUGCAUGAGACAGCCCUGGCAGAGCUGCUGAACGACGAGACCGAGGACCAGUCAGCCGCUGUCAACGCAGUCACUCAACACCUGGAGCUCUUGCAGCGGGCACAGUCUCGUCUGGCCAAGGAAGGACAGAGUGCGGCGAUCGACGCGACGGCGGCGCAGGAACGCGUGCAGCAGAUCGCAACCAAGUUUGGCCUGUCAUCGGCCAAGCUGGAGCAGCCUUCCACGGCGGACGAUUCACUGGGCAUGUGGGAGCGUCCCCGGCGGUUCAGCUUGGAUGUUGGAGAGGCAGAAAAGCACUCGAACCAUCUGCGUCAAUCCAGCGGGUCUGCGUUGCUGACGGGCAAUGCGGGAGCCAAGCGGCUUUCGAUUACUGCUCUGUAAGGGGGUGAAGUAUCAGAUUGAGAACCAGAUUGCCAAUUUUUGUAAUUAGGUGUUAGGGUGUUUAUAGUGUUCUAG
This is a messenger RNA of Aspergillus welwitschiae, 6081 nucleotides long. RefSeq lists its product as uncharacterized. The record is from RefSeq and is a predicted model, not a curated record. Lineage: Eukaryota; Fungi; Ascomycota; Eurotiomycetes; Eurotiales; Aspergillaceae. Bases 1 to 6006 code for a protein of 2001 amino acids. The transcript has 3 exons. Gene Ontology annotation, molecular function: protein binding.